This is a messenger RNA of Sycon ciliatum, 1628 nucleotides long. RefSeq names its product annexin-B12-like. The coding region runs from base 196 to 1143 and encodes 315 amino acids. NCBI's taxonomy places the organism in Eukaryota, Metazoa, Porifera, Calcarea, Leucosolenida, Sycettidae. The transcript has 12 exons. Gene Ontology annotation, cellular component: cytoplasm. Gene Ontology annotation, molecular function: calcium ion binding; calcium-dependent phospholipid binding. The record is from RefSeq and is a predicted model, not a curated record.
GUCGCAUCCUUCUGGCUUCACUGCGUUCGGAUCCAGCUCUGGAAGAAGGUUGACUGAGAGGGUUUUCGAUCCAAUCCUGAUCUCGUCGUUCCUUUACCUGUUUUGUUUCUUCGUGGAAAUCUUCUACCUCUGCCAGAUAUUUCGCGCAUUGCAACCCGGAGUUUGAAACAAAGCAACACGAUAUUUCAGCCCAAGAUGCCGACCCCAACAGUUGUACCCGACCCAGGCUUCAGUGCCGAGGAGGAGGCGAAGGCCCUUCGCAGUGCCAUGAAGGGAUUAGGCACGGACGAGAAAGCAAUCGUUGUGUCAGUGGCUCGAAUGGCCAAUGCCCAGCGCCAGGAGGUCAUUGUCAUAUACAAGACGAUGUACGGACGGGAUCUGAUUUCUGAUCUGAAGUCUGAGCUUGGAGGUGACUUUGAGGACACCGUGCUGGCUCUGUUCAUGAAACCAGCCGACUUUGAUGCUACCUGUCUGCACAAAGCCAUGAAGGGACUUGGCACAAAGGACAAGGUUCUGUGUGAGAUCAUGGCCAGUCGUACCAAUGAGCAGAUCCAGGCCAUUAAAGUAUCUUACAAAAAGUUGUUCAAGAAUGAGCUGGAGAAGGACAUCAUCGGCGACACCAGUGGUGACUACAAGCGAAUCCUGAUCUCACUCUGUCAGGGUGCCCGUUCCGAGGACCCACACGUGGAUCAGGCAAAGGCAGCUGCAGAGGCACAGAAACUCCAUUCGGCUGGUGAGAAGCAGUUCGGCACUGAUGAGGCCGUCUUCAAUUCAAUCAUUGCCCUGCGCAGCUACCCGCAGCUUCAGGCCACCUUCCACGAGUACAAAAAGCUUACAGGUCAUGAUUUCAUCAAGGCCAUUCAGAAGGAGUUCUCUGGGAAUGUCGAAGAUGGCCUGUCCUCUGUCGUCAUGGUUGCCCAGGACACACCGUUGUAUUUUGCUCAGCUGCUCCACAAGUCCAUGAAGGGUGCAGGAACCGACGAAGAUCGGCUCAUCCGCGUCGUUGUCUCCCGCUCAGAGAUUGACUUGGGCGAUGUGAAAGAAGCUUUCAACCGAACAUAUGGCAAGCCACUAUCCCGGUGGAUUCGGGAUGACUGCGGCGGUGACUUCCGUCGCAUGCUCCUUGCCAUAACGAAGGAUUGAAGUUCAAACCGACCCGUGGUCUGUACUGACUGCGUUGUGUCCAGCCCAAGGAUAAGCUAGAUUAUAGAACGUAUCGGCAACAGCUCUCCAUACUUGCGGUGCAUGCAAAUGUAUGUUGUCUUGCAUGGGUUAGGGCAACAACAAGCCACACUGUUCUCUCUCUCUACAGAAGAGUUCCCCAUUGGCUGAUCAUUGAUCAACUUCUGCAGUAACACAGUUGUUAGUUUUGGUUCAGCUUUGCUGCUUCCAGCCUUGUGUUUCAAUCAUUGGAAAGUCUAGUUCGUAGGUUUAGCCUCUCACCCUUCCAAUGACAUACAAUUAUUUUGUUAAAAAUGCAACUUAGACAUUGCUUUUGUUCGCAUUCGGCCGAUGCCUUACUGAAUGCAUUUUGGUCGGUAGCUCUAACACCUGGCCUAAUCCAUGGAGCUGGGCACAUUCAUCUAUCUGGAUAACUGCCAAUCACAAAGCAUUUCUGAAGUACUGUA